UCAGGUAUGGGCGCGGGCGCAUUGGCAUUGCCAUUGAACUUUUACAGGAGCUUAUAAUCAGUUUUUAUUUAGCUUUACUACUGCGUGUAUGAUACUAGCUGCUUGUAUAUUAUAUUAGAAGGUUCCAUGAUCUUAUCGGAAGCUCACAUUCUGCAGGAUGGCUGCUAAAGCAUUGUCCAAAGUCCUGCAAGACGAUAUGCUCAUAAAACAACUCGCAGAGAGCAUAGAUUCCGUCAAACACUACUUUCCCUUGGCCUUAGGUCGCGACCUUCUCGGUUCCCAGGCAGCCGUCUCAGAUAUCAUUGGAUGGACAGAGCGAGAUUACCGGUAUCAGAAUAUUGUUUCGGAGUGUUUGAAAACGUGGAGAAACGCGAACGGAAAAGCAGCAGGCACAAAGCUUGUUGAGAUAUUCAGAGGGUUGGAGUUGGAUAAAGUAGCGACUUAUUUAGAACAAGAACUCAAAAGGAGACCAAACUGCCUGAUUGAGGAUACCUUCCUGCAAUCCCUGGCCUCACAGCUAGACUGUACAUUGGUCUAUAGGAAGCUUGGACUGCCUCUCCUGGAGAACAAUGAUAUGAAGUUUAACGACCUGAUUCGUCUUUCUAACAUCCAAACUACACAGCACCACAAGGAUCUCCUCCAUGUAUUACACGCAUGGAUAAUUCAAGUGGGGAAAAGCAGAGAAUCCUUGGAAGAACUCAAGAAAAUCCUCCUCAAACAUGGUCUGAAAGAUACUGCCCAACAGCUUCAUUUUAUGGAAUAUGGUCCAAAUGCUGGUCCUAUGGAUAUACCUAGAGGCACUGAGGAAAUGGAGACCGUUGGUCUCUCGAGUACUCCCCUCCCACAAAAAGUGUUCUAUGACAUUUAUCUACUUUCAUCAUCAAAGAAAACAUCAUAUUUUCUGAAGAUGAAGAAUCUCAUUCAAAGGAAUGAGUGGAAGAUGACCAGUCCUUUUGAUAGUAAACUUGGCGAACCGGUAUUAAAAAGCAUUGAGAAGGACCUCUCCAACUGCUCACAUGUGGUUUAUCUUAUCACAGAAGAAGAUUGUGUGAAAGAAAAUGUGGAUAUCACCAUGACGAUUGAGAUAGCGCUCAAGUCUGUCACACACAAGGGUUUAGGAGGCAGAGUUAUUCCUGUGUUCUGUUGUGAUAUAUCUAUCGUCCCGCCUCUUCUGAGUAGGUUGACGGGAGAAAACAUUGACGAUGAAGCGCUCGAAGGAAGAUUGAGUAGGAGUAUUGAUGUGGACAUCAGGAAGAAAAGAGAAAAGGAGUAUCGCUCAGUAUCAGGAAAAAUUGCAGAGAGAUUGCAGGGUGCAUCAAGUUCGCAGCCACAGCAAGCACCACUUCUAAGUACAGUGGAAACUCUAGAGAUCGUUUUAGAUAGACAGGAAGACUUUGACGAAAAGCUGAAAGCUGUUGCUCGAAGCGUUAUCAGAGAUGCAGAUAUAGAUUAUCUAGGGAGGGCUCUUGGCUUUGAUCCAGCAGAAAUCCACAGGUAUAUCCACGCAAACAUGAGAAGUGAAUCAUACAUGGGUACACUGUCAAUGCUCCGAGACUGGAGGAAGAUGCAAACCAAGGCCACAGAGUUUAAUGCCCUGAAGUAUGUUCUAGAGAGAGCUGGUCAAAUUCGUCUCGCUGAUGAGCUAUUUGAGCUAGUGCAGGGUGCAUCAAGUUCACAGCCACAGCAAGCAUCACAUCAAAAUACAGUGAAAACUCUAGAGAACAAUUCUGUAAGACAAGAAGACUUUGAUGAUAAGCUGAUCACUGUUGCUCGAAAAGUUGCCAGGCGUGAUGAGAUAGAUAAUCUUGGGAAGGCUCUCGGCUUUGAACCAGAAGAUAUCCAACAUUAUGUCAACACAAACUUUAGGAAUUCAGAAGUAUCAUACAUGGGUACACUGUUAAUGCUCAGAGACUGGAGCAAGAAGCAAACCAAGGCCACAGUGCGUGAAGCCCUGAAGGAUGUUCUAAUAAAGGCUGGUCGAAUUCGUCUUGCCUUUCAGCUAUUUGGUACUUCAUGAGAUGCGAAUCAUGCUUCUCUAUUGAGGACUGCAUUGUUCCAUUCCAUAUAUAUAUAUGAAAGUAUAAUGGUUGUGUAAACUUAAUCAAAGUUCCCAAUUGUUGGGGCCUUUAUGUGCAUAGUACCAUUUCUAGGAUAGCACAUCAAACUUUAAAUAUCUACCCUUUACAAUUAUAUUCAGUACAUUCUUUCAAACCUAUGCAGUAACCCGUUGCCUACUGAUUUUCACUGAAAUACACUCAUUCCCAUACGUAUAUCACAGGUACCAAUUUUUCCAGUAGACAAUGA
This is a messenger RNA of Strongylocentrotus purpuratus (purple sea urchin), 2304 nucleotides long. RefSeq lists its product as uncharacterized. Gene Ontology annotation, molecular function: protein binding. NCBI's taxonomy places the organism in Eukaryota, Metazoa, Echinodermata, Echinoidea, Camarodonta, Strongylocentrotidae. The coding region runs from base 158 to 2017 and encodes 619 amino acids. The record is from RefSeq and is a predicted model, not a curated record. Gene Ontology annotation, biological process: signal transduction. The transcript is spliced from 9 exons.